GAAGUGCGGAACUGCGCUCGUCAACAUGGCAACGCAAGCAGCUGACGGGUGCUCUGUUUACGAAUGGGCGCAGGACACGUUUUUCGCUUAUCGCUGCUUCUAGCACCCCGUGUGCGGUUAGAAUGUGAGCGAUUUGGUGAUGGCGAGGAACGAGCCCAUUGCUCCAUGCGUCUAUGUCCGUGGCACGAUCGCUGGUUGCAGACUCUUGAUGGGAUCGCGUCGGUGGUGCCUCAUGACCGCGUUCUUGGGCUGGGCAAUCGGACCAACUCACUGCCUGGAUAACGGCGUGGCGCUGACGCCUCCGAUGGGCUGGAUGUCAUGGGAGCGAUUUAGGUGCAACAUUGACUGCUAUAAGGAGCCGGAUAACUGCCUCAGUGAAAAGCUGUUCAUGGAAAUGGCCGACCGGCUAGCAGACGACGGAUUCCGGGACGCCGGCUACGUGUAUUUGAUCAUCGACGACUGCUGGGCGGCCCGAGAGAGGAACGCCCGUGGCGACCUCGAGCCCGACUACGAGAGAUUCCCAAGGGGCAUGAAGUUCCUCUCGGACUAUGUGCACAGCAAGGGCCUCAAGUUCGGCAUGUACACCAACUACGGCCACUCGACGUGCAUGGGCUUCCCCGGCACGGAGGACAAGGACAUGGAGAGGGACGCCCGUCGCUUCGCCUCCUGGGGGGUGGACUACCUCAAGGUGGACGGCUGCCACUCCAAUGCCACCCUCCAGAAGCAAGGCUACCCCAAGUUCUCCCGCUACCUGAAUCAGACCGGGCGUCCCAUGGUGUACUCGUGCAGCUGGCCGUACUACGACCUCACCCUGGCCAAGAUUGAGCCCAGCUUCGGGGAGCUCAGGCAGUACUGCAAUCUGUGGCGCAACUACCACGACAUCAGGGACAGCUGGCCUUUCAUCGACAUGAUCAUCAACUACUUUGGGGACCAGCAGGAGGUGUUUGCAGACUACGCGGGGCCAGGCCACUGGAACGACCCAGACAUGCUGAUGAUUGGCAACACGCGUCUGACGCCGAGCCAAGCGGAGGCCCACCUGUGCCUGUGGGCCAUCCUGGCGGGACCACUGCUCAUGUCCAACGACCUGCGCAGCCUGUCCAAGGAGGCACGCCUUCUGCUGCAGGACCCAGAGAUCAUUGCCCUGGACCAGGACCCCCUGGGGAUACAGGGCAGGAGAGUCUUCCAGGAGGACGACGUGAGCGUGUGGACGCGUCCCGUGAUGCCCAGCCUCGGCGGACGGCACUCCCUGGCGGUGGCCUUCCUCAACCGUGCCAACACGCCCGCCAGGGUCUCGGUGGUUCUGUCGGAACUGGGACUGAACUGGACGCGGGGGUACCGGGUGCGCGACCUACUCGCCAAACGGGACUUAGGCCUCAUGUUUCCCUGGGACUCGCUGAGAGCAGACGUCAAGGCCACCGGAGCGGCACUCUUCAGGGCGUCGCUGUGACGACCGUUACCAAAACACUGGUUUCCACUUGCAUUUGAACGCGAUCGACCGCAUUGAAACCGCUCGUUACAGCACUGUCCCGGGACGUUUUCAACUUGCGUGCAACCAUAGGAUGCUCCACCUGGAGCAUUAAGUCCCGCUCACACACUUGCGACCUCUUAGAACAGAGUGCCUUGGAACCUCUUAAUAUCUCUUACGAGAGGACACACUGGUGCCAUCUAUUGGGUAGCAGUGUAAACUUGGCGGUCCGGCAUAUUUUCUAUUUCUCUCGUGCAUUAUCCUUCCGUUCUUGGAUCUAAAUACUUUUGUCAACGUUAUAAACAAGUUUUUCUCAUAGGUAUGGGGCACAUUUGACCUUGGAAAUCCCGCAAAACCUUCGCUCUUGUGAAAUGCAGAUCCAGGGUCACCGCAUAGGUGGCGCCAGCGUGUUCUCUCGUCCUAAGAAAUUUUAAGAGGUUUCAACAGGUGUCGUACUCGGUUGCAAGUGUGUGAACGGGCCUCUAGCUCACUGCCUUCAAUAACAUUCGGUCACAAAAUGCAGCCAUAGCCUGGCAGAAGUCAACAAGCGCGUGCUGGAAGCGGAGCUACUACUCAAUGCUUGGCCCGCCUCUGGCCAUAGAUCGAAGGUGUUGCAGUUUUUGAGAUGGAACUCUAUUCACUAUCUGGGAGAAACGUUUGCUUAUAAUGUUGUCGAGAUUAGUUUGAGCCCACUGUGCGAGAAGGGUGUGUAAAAAAUGAAGGAAUGUACGUAGAUCGAAAGUGUUCCAGGGACACCGCACAUAGAUGGCACCAGUGUGCGCUUUCGUCGUUCGUGAUACAAGCAGUUGCAAUGCAGUCGGUACCAUUAGAGUUCAGAUGUCCAAACCAGUACGAAGGCGCCAAAGAGGCUCGCGGAGAGGCGUUUCCGAAUGCCCCGACCCGAGGGUUUGGGCCAGUCCUCCGGGAACAACCUUUUUUGUCUCGAGAUCCCGAUAGGCCAGCAGCUUACUUCACCCAAAGACAAAAAUGCCUCGUUGAUUUUCAUGCGAGAUUUCUGCAUCGCAGUUCUGGAUGUCAAUUGCUCAAACAAAACCGAACUGCCAGCUACAAAUAGAUCUCGCAACGGCUCCUUUGAGCAAAUGCGUGCAUCGCCUGAGCAAAACCAGCGUUUACGGUAUGUAGUCUUUGUCAAAAGUUUAGAGCUCACCACGGUAGUGCUGGCUGCGGGGUUAUGGGCAAGAGGGAACUUCGGCAAGCUCUACUGUGGGCUCUAAACUUUUGACGAAGACCGUUUAUAGCAGUGGCACGCUGUUGACAAUCAUAGUGUGGCCUCGCUAACAGUUGCCAAAGCCGUCUGCGAGCACUUGUUUCUGCCCGAUGCCGUCCAUCCGAGGAACAAGAGCUGCAAUAUUUUUAAAAUGUGGGAAACAUAUUAAAAGCAGCGGGUUGACCUUGGAUAUUUUUUUAACUUGCGCAGUGUUUGCACCGAAUAAAACUAGAAUGUUGCUUUCAA
Molecule: messenger RNA, 2939 nt
Organism: Ixodes scapularis (black-legged tick)
Lineage: Eukaryota; Metazoa; Arthropoda; Arachnida; Ixodida; Ixodidae
Product: alpha-N-acetylgalactosaminidase
Exons: 7
Coding region: 140-1447 (435 amino acids)
Biological process (GO): glycosylceramide catabolic process; oligosaccharide metabolic process; glycoside catabolic process
Cellular component (GO): cytoplasm
Molecular function (GO): alpha-galactosidase activity
Source: RefSeq, a predicted model, not a curated record